AUGAUAGGCCGCACAGCUCUCUUGAAACUUCAAAAGCUCACAACCCCAUACCCAGCCCUUUUAUACACCAUGGCCACUACGCCAACCCUCACCCCUCUCCAGCAGCUCGAGGAGGCCGAAAUGGAUGUCUUCAACAGUCUACGCUUCCUGCACAACAAUCCUUUCGCAGACGCAUACGCGGACAAGCACCAGGAGCUUGUUGACAAGUGUCUAAAGAUCAUUCAUGAGUCUCCCAUUGAAGAGCUUGAGUAUCCGCUGGAGGUGGUGAAUUGGGAGAAUGAGCAACUGCGGAGGAGGAUGGCGGCAUUGGGAACGAGCGUGAGAAGGAAGGUGAAGAGGUUGAGACGGAAGUAA
Molecule: messenger RNA, 354 nt
Organism: Morchella importuna
Lineage: Eukaryota; Fungi; Ascomycota; Pezizomycetes; Pezizales; Morchellaceae
Exons: 1
Coding region: 1-354 (117 amino acids)
Source: RefSeq, a predicted model, not a curated record